AUAAUAGUAAAAUGAUGGGUGAGGGGACUCCGGGAAGAAUGGACCCUGUUAUUGUUGUUGCAGAGUGGUAACCGAGAAACGUUCCUUCUCUGUUCUCCUUCUUUAAUGUGAUUUCUUCCCUCUCAUUCAAGUGUAGAUUUCUGACAGACUCUCACUUCUGUAAACGAAGUGAAAAUGGAAACCACCUCAGUUUCCAAGUUGUUCUUGUUCUUCUUGGUUCUGUCUCUGGGUUUGCAAUGGAUCGAGUGCAGUGUGACUUACGAUAGGAAAGCUAUUAUCAUUAAUGGGCAGAGGAGAAUCCUCUUCUCCGGAUCCAUACAUUACCCCAGAAGCACCCCUGAAAUGUGGGGAGAUCUUAUACAGAAGGCUAAAGAGGGCGGGUUGGAUGUUAUACAGACAUACGUUUUCUGGAAUGUGCACGAACCGUCUCCCGGCAAUUACAACUUCGAAGGGAGAUACGAUCUGGUUCGGUUCAUAAAGACAGUGCAGAAGGCAGGGCUAUAUGUUCAUCUCCGAAUUGGGCCUUAUAUUUGUGGAGAAUGGAAUUUUGGAGGAUUUCCUGUUUGGUUGAAGUAUGUUCCAGGCAUCAGUUUCAGAACAGAUAACGAGCCUUUUAAGAUGGCAAUGCAAGGUUUUACCCAGAAGAUUGUACAGAUGAUGAAAAGCGAAAGGCUGUUUGAGUCCCAGGGUGGCCCAAUCAUUCUUUCUCAGAUUGAGAAUGAGUACGGGCCAGAAAGUAAAGCAUUUGGGUCUGCUGGUUAUUCUUACAUGACCUGGGCUGCAAAUAUGGCCGUCAAGUUGGGUACUGGGGUUCCAUGGGUCAUGUGCAAACAAGAUGAUGCCCCAGAUCCGGUUAUAAAUGCAUGUAAUGGUUUUUACUGUGAUGCCUUUUCUCCCAACAAACCUUACAAGCCCGCAAUGUGGACUGAGGCUUGGAGUGGCUGGUUUACAGAAUUUGGUGGCACAGUUCACCAAAGGCCAGUUCAGGACUUGGCACUUGCAGUUGCUCGCUUCAUACAAAAGGGAGGCUCCUUUGUUAAUUACUAUAUGUACCAUGGAGGAACCAACUUUGGACGCACUGCUGGAGGCCCUUUCAUCACUACCAGCUAUGACUAUGAUGCUCCAAUUGAUGAAUACGGUUUGAUAAGGCAACCAAAAUAUGGACAUCUGAAGGAGCUCCAUAGAACUAUUAAGCUAUGUGAGCGAGCUAUAGUUUCAGCUGACCCUACUGUUAUCUCUUUAGGAAGCUAUCAACAGGCUCAUGUGUUCUCUUCUAGGUCAGGAGGAUGUGCAGCUUUUCUUGCAAACUACAACCCAAAUUCUGCUGCAAGGGUAAUGUUCAAUAACAUGCACUAUAACCUGCCACCAUGGUCCAUCAGUAUCCUUCCAGACUGCAGAAAUGUGGUCUUCAACACUGCAAAAAUUGGAGUUCAGACAUCACAGAUGCAAAUGCUACCCAGCAACUCUAAAUUGCUCGCUUGGGAGACAUAUGAUGAAGAUAUUUCUUCACUGGAUGACAAUUCAAUGAUUACCACAGUUGGUCUCUUGGAGCAGAUAAAUGUCACCCGUGAUAACAGUGACUAUCUGUGGUACAUUACUAGUGUUGAAAUUAGUUCGUCAGAAUCAUUUUUGCGUGGAGGCCAAAAUCCAACUCUCAUAGUGCAGUCAGCUGGCCAUGCUUUACAUGUCUAUGUUAAUGGACAACUUUCAGGAUCUGCUUCUGGGACAAGGGAGAAAAGAAGAUUUACAUUUAUAGGGAAGGUCAACCUGCGUGCUGGAAUCAAUAGAAUUGCACUUCUCAGUAUAGCUGUUGGAUUGCCGAAUAUUGGAACACAUUAUGAAAUGUGGAGCACAGGAGUCCUAGGUCCUGUUGUGCUACAUGGUCUUGACGAGGGAAAAAGGGACUUGACUUGGCAGAAAUGGUCUUAUCAGGUUGGCCUGAAAGGAGAAGCCAUGGAUCUUGUGUCUCCAAAUAGAAUUUCUAAUGUUGAUUGGAUACGAGGAUCAUUAGCUGUACAGAAACAGCAGCCAUUGACAUGGUACAAGGCUUACUUCAAUGCACCUGAAGGAGAUGAGCCAUUGGCCUUAGACAUGGGUAGUAUGGGGAAGGGUCAAGUAUGGAUCAAUGGUCAAAGCAUUGGAAGAUAUUGGACCAUCCAUGCGAGUGGUGACUGCAAUGGGUGUAGUUACACUGGAACAUUCAGGCCUCCCAAGUGUCAAACUGGUUGUGGCCAACCAACUCAACGAUGGUAUCAUGUGCCUAGAUCUUGGUUGAAGCCCACCCAAAAUUUGUUGGUAGUUUUUGAGGAGAUAGGUGGAGAUGCAUCACGAAUUUCUCUUGUUAAAAGAUCGGUAACCACUAUUUGUGCUGAUGUCUCUGAGUGGCAUCCAAACAUCAAGAGUUGGCAAAUUGAAAGCUAUGACAGAACUGAAGAGUUCCACAGGCCCAAGGUUCACCUGCAUUGUGCUCCGGGUCAGUCCAUCUCUGCCAUAAAAUUUGCAAGCUUUGGAACCCCUCUGGGAACUUGUGGAAGUUUUCAGCGGGGAACUUGUCAUGCUCCAACCUCAUAUUCCAUUUUAGAUAAGAUGUGCAUAGGGCAGGAGAGAUGUGCAGUAACCAUAUCCAACAGCAAUUUUGGAGCAGAUCCUUGCCCGAAUGUUUUGAAACGAUUAUCAGUAGAGGCUGUUUGUAGCCCUACAGCUACUACAACUGCUCAACCCAAUUCAAGGGGUUGACAGGGCAGAGAAAGGGGGAACAAAAAUUUUCUCUCAUAAGGCGUUCAUAUGGAUUGAUUUUCUGUUCAUAGUACCAAAGGCAGAAGCAAGGAUGAAGAAAGAAACAAAAAAGAGUACCUGGAAGAACUUUUUAGUUAGAUUUGAGGGCCGCCACAUUCUCGGUUAUCAAUUAUGUAGAGAAGUUAGGGUCUCUAAUGCUAGGUGUUUUUUUUUUCUUCUCUUUAUAAAUUAACAUCUGUAAAAUAGGAGUUGUAGGACUGUAAGGUGACAAGCACAAGAGCUCAGCAUGAUGGGCCCUAUGAUGAAUGCCCAGUCCAGUCCCCGGACUUUUAGCCGGAAGUUGGACUAGGAAAUGAAGAAAAAAAAUGAUUUCCUUCAAUGAUGGUGAGUCAUUUGAUUGUAUUGAUGGUGAUGAAUAAUUGGUCACAAGACUAGUAGUGAUGGUUGAAGUGAAUUUUGUGGUAAAAAGAAGUGGGGAGUCAUGUUCUCUCUCAUUAAAUUCAAGAUUGUGUUUGCCAUUUUGCCUUC
This is a messenger RNA of Nelumbo nucifera (sacred lotus), 3264 nucleotides long. Its product is annotated as beta-galactosidase 3-like. Lineage: Eukaryota; Viridiplantae; Streptophyta; Magnoliopsida; Proteales; Nelumbonaceae. The record is from RefSeq and is a predicted model, not a curated record. Gene Ontology annotation, biological process: carbohydrate metabolic process. Gene Ontology annotation, molecular function: hydrolase activity, hydrolyzing O-glycosyl compounds; carbohydrate binding.